This is a messenger RNA of Cynocephalus volans (Philippine flying lemur), 5285 nucleotides long. RefSeq names its product DnaJ heat shock protein family (Hsp40) member C3 (gene DNAJC3). Gene Ontology annotation, cellular component: endoplasmic reticulum. Gene Ontology annotation, molecular function: protein-folding chaperone binding; misfolded protein binding. Lineage: Eukaryota; Metazoa; Chordata; Mammalia; Dermoptera; Cynocephalidae. Bases 92 to 1606 code for a protein of 504 amino acids. Gene Ontology annotation, biological process: protein folding in endoplasmic reticulum. The transcript is spliced from 12 exons. The record is from RefSeq and is a predicted model, not a curated record.
GACGGCGGGCGGGCGCAGCAGCUGUCUGAGCGCCGGCGCGGGCUGGUGGGUCCCGCACCCUUCCUCGUCCUAACUCUCCGCGCCUCCGGACAUGGUGGCCCCCGGCUGUGUGACUAGCCGGCUGGGCUCGGUGUUCCCCUUCCUGUUGGUCCUGGUGGACCUGCAGUACGAAGGUGCUGAUUGUGGAGUAAAUGCAGAUGUUGAGAAACAUCUUGAAUUGGGCAAGAAAUUACUUGCAGCUGGACAGCUAGCUGAUGCCUUAUCUCAGUUUCAUGCUGCAGUAGAUGGUGACCCUGAUAACUAUAUUGCUUAUUAUCGGAGAGCUACUGUCUUUUUAGCUAUGGGCAAAUCAAAAGCAGCACUUCCUGAUUUAACUAAAGUGAUUGAAUUGAAGAUGGAUUUCACUGCAGCAAGAUUACAGAGAGGUCACUUAUUACUCAAACAAGGAAAACUUGACGAAGCAGAAGAUGAUUUUAAAAAAGUGCUCAGAUCUAAUCCAAGUGAAAAUGAAGAAAAAGAAGCCCAGGCCCAACUUAUAAAAUCUGAUGAAAUGCAACGAUUGCAUUCACAAGCCCUUACUGCUUUUGAAAGCGCAGAUUAUGCUGCUGCUAUAACCUUCCUUGAUAAGAUUUUAGAGGUUUGUGUUUGGGAUGCAGAACUACGGGAACUUCGAGCUGAAUGUUUUAUAGAAGAAGGGGAACCUAGGAAAGCUAUAAGUGACUUAAAAGCUGCAUCAAAAUUAAAGAAUGAUAAUACAGAGGCAUUUUAUAAAAUCAGCAUACUGUAUUACCAACUAGGAGACCAUGAAUUGUCCCUCAGUGAAGUUCGUGAAUGUCUUAAACUUGACCAGGAUCAUAAAAGGUGUUUUGCACACUAUAAACAAGUAAAGAAGCUUAACAAGAUGAUUGAGUCAGCUGAGGAGCUCAUCAGAGAUGGCAGAUAUGCAGAUGCAACCAGCAAAUAUGAAUCUGUCAUGAAAAUAGAGCCAAGCAUUGCCGAAUAUACAAUUCGUUCCAAAGAAAGGAUUUGCCACUGCUUUUCUAAGGACGAGAAGCCUGUUGAAGCUAUCAGAAUAUGUUCUGAAGUUUUACAGAUGGAACCUGACAAUGUGAAUGCUCUGAAAGAUCGAGCAGAGGCCUAUUUAAUAGAAGAAAUGUAUGAUGAAGCUAUUCAAGAUUACGAAACUGCCCAGGAACACAAUGAAAAUGAUCAACAGAUACGGGAAGGUCUAGAGAAAGCACAAAGGCUAUUGAAACAAUCACAGAAACGGGAUUAUUAUAAAAUCUUGGGAGUAAAAAGAAAUGCCAAAAAGCAGGAAAUCAUUAAAGCAUACCGAAAAUUGGCAAUGCAGUGGCACCCAGAUAACUUCCAGAAUGAAGAAGAAAAGAAAAAAGCUGAGAAAAAGUUCAUUGACAUAGCAGCUGCUAAAGAAGUACUCUCUGAUCCAGAAAUGAGGAAGAAGUUUGACGACGGAGAAGAUCCCUUGGACGCAGAGAGCCAACAAGGAGGUGGUGGCAACCCUUUCCACCGAAGCUGGAACUCAUGGCAAGGGUUCAAUCCCUUCAGCUCAGGCGGACCGUUCAGAUUUAAAUUUCACUUCAAUUAAACCGACUUUUUCUGCUCUUCUAAAUUUUUUUAAAGAUUAAAAACAAAGAAACCUUGUUUCAGGAUCCUAAUGAAAAAAAUUUUCAAAUCUUUCAGUUUGUCCACGACCAAAGAGUUGUUUUAAUAGGAAAAAAUCUGUUCUUACUCAUUUUAGACUUAAGGUUGAGGGGUUUGCAAGGGCAGGGGGGCAAGGAAUGGUUGUACUGCUGACAAAGCAGCCUGUACGCAUUUUAUGAAGGUCUGCAAGAAGUGGUCUGAGGUGUGCUCACCUGUGGAAGUGCUCACAUAUUCUCUAUCUUAAUACACUGAGGAGAUUUUUCUCUUCACAGCCUUGGAUAGUAAGUCAGUGCCUACGUGUGUGAGGAGGAGCUGUAAUCUUCAUAAGAAUGGGAUGUAUUUCAGUAUUCUUAAAGUAUGAACAUUCUGAGCUGUAUGUUGUUAGGGACAACUAUGCUUAGAUUUUGAGUCUUGUCACUUGUGAAUGUCUGUAAAUCACUGAGCCUCCUUUAGUGUGCAUGUGUUUAUACCUCUCUGCUGGCGCCAAAGUGGCUGACACUGAAAAGCGCACAGAGUCCAUCUUUUAGGAACCUGCCGUCAAAUGGUAGUCGAUAUAUCCAGGUUUAGACUUUGGAUGGAUGUUAACCAUAUACCUAUAUAUUUUUUUGUUCAGUACUAAGAAGAAAACUGAAAACCACUUAAUUUGAAUUUAAUCAUAAAAACCUAUGGGCCCUUGUGUUUAAUAUUAAAUGCAACAAAUUAACCAAAAGUAGUAUGUAAAAGAGGUUCAGAUAAUAUAGCACUGGUAUUAUUUAAAAUAUUGCUGAAGUGCAGAUUGAAAUACUUUUUAAACUGAAGUUUUGAGUUGUUACAUAGAAUUUCCUCUAGCAGGAUUGGCUUAGAGACGCAAAGUUGCUCAGUCAACAUAAGCAAAUGCAGAAUGCCAUAUUUCCCACUUUUAACAAAUACAGUGCAGUAGCUUCUUUUUCUCCUCUUUUACAUCCAGACCUGACCCUCUGGCUGUAGUGACUCUCAGGUGGCAAUGUUUGCUGGUGUGAAACAGUAAUCUGCCCCUCUACUGCACAUGAGGCUUCUAGAUGUUCUCCUGCCUAGAUGAUGAUACAGGCUUGCAAAUCUAGACAGCUCUGGCUAUAUUCCCACUAUCACUUCAUUUAAUAAGACAGCAUCUCCUCUUGAGAUACCUUACCUUUUAAGAAGGUAACUGAGAAAUGAACUAUUCUUUGUAAACUGGAUAAUUUUUGCCCUAAAAAGAGUGUUACUUUAAUUAAGAACAAUGAGUAUUUAUAGAACUAUUGAUGCUGCAUUUGAAAAUCUAAGAUAAUUACUGUAGAUACACAUUAUUACCUUUAUUCUGGAAAGGUUUUUGCCUGAAAGCAUUUUAAGCAUUAAAGGGUCUAAUAUAUUGUUUUUAUGAAAUCAAGCAUUUUGGUUUGUUGUGGGGAGCAUCCUGACCACGAACGGCUGUAACAGCCAAGCACAAAUUGUUUUCUUCCACAGUCAUAUCCUGAAAAAUACAUGGAAAUUUUUUUUUUUUGACUGAGACAAAAAUCACAUAGUUGAGCAAAACACUUAAGUGCUUUUUGCAUCUAGUUAGGAGAUAAUUCAUUUUCAAAAUUAGUGAAACUUUCAGCUUUCAUUUUGUUUUAAUAUCUAUCUCAAAAUUCAAGCCAACGUAAAAAUAAUUUCCAAGGUAAAUUCAUUUUUGCAUAUUUGUUAAUCUUGGUAAUCUCAUUACUUCACUAGUUAUAUCAGCAACUUCUUUUUUCAAUCUGGUCCUUUGUAUAUGAUGUUACUGUUACCCUUUGAAAUAUAGUGAUGGCCUCUACCUACUUUCAAAAGUUAAGAAUUUUCACACAGAAUCAGAACAAAGGAAAUAUCAAGUCAUUUGCCCUUUUGGAGGAGAGGAUGGAAAGUGGCCAACAACAAGGACGCAGAGGGUGUUUGGGACGGCUGAGGAGUGGGCCUAGUUGCCUACCGACCCAGAGGCUUGUUUGCAUUUUUAUUUUCUCCACUUGUAAUAACCAUAAUUUCUGUUCCUGAAGUCUUACCGUGGAUUUGAUUUAGUCAUCUUUACAGAAAUGUACAGUUACUUGCCUGUUUUCAGUGAAGAGAAAGGAGGAGCUAUGGUGCCAAGUGUCAGCACCAAGGAAGGAAAUGAAUUCUCUGGAAUCUUGUUUUGCUGAAGUAAUAAUCUUAAAGUUCCAGUCUUGACGGUCACUGGCAGUCUUCACGGUCACUGGCAGUCUUCUGGUGUCACUCAAAAGGAAAGACGGUUACUCCAUGCUCUCCUUAAGUCUUUCCUCCUGCGCCUGACAUGGGAUAUCAUUAUGCAACGUAAAAACAUCAUAUACUAACAAAGCAUUUUAGUUUUGCAGGGAGAGGGCUACUUCCACUUUCCAUAGGUGCCUAGUAGUCUUUGUGGCUCUUUGGGGAAAAGUAAAAUCAGAGGCCUUAGCUGUAUUACAUUCCAUUCUUAAACCACUCCCCUUCCCUUUUUGGUGAUCUCCAUGAGUAGAGUAUCAUUGGUUUGUACUUUGUGGGUAUUUUCCACAGCAGGAAGUAUUAAACACAUCAACCUAGAAAUGGUGUGAAAAAAAUUCUAAAAAGGGAGACUAAAUUUAAGUCAUUCCUCAGUUCUGAAAGUUUGUGCUUUCUUACCAUGAAUAGAUGAAAACUUGAAAACAAUUUCAAUAGUUUACUAACGUGAAUUGGGUGUAAUGUGAAUUUACUAAUUUUAAAAUGUCUUUCUCGUUAGUAUUAAAGGUCUGUUUUUAAAUUUCAGUGUGAAGACAAAUUUUUGGAACUCUGAUAACAGAAUCUAAAAAUUACCCAGUUUUUUUUGAGAAAAAUAUUACUGAUACUGAAUAGAUAAAAAAGCUAAUAGAAUAACAAUUUGAAAUUGGCACCAUUUUCUAUUCAUGGUGGAUAAUGAAAAAUUUCACCUUUAAAGGCAUGAAAUUGGUCAGAAGUUGUAUUUGGCCUUUACCAUGAGAAAAGUACGUAAGACGUUUAAGUUUAAAAUGACGCCUCAGUCAGAUGUGUUGGAGCCGACUGCCUUCCAGACCCAAGGGUACUGGUCAUGGGACUUGCAGUACACUUCAGAGGGAAAACCUAGAGAAACUCACGCAACUUUGUUGAAUGUAGUUGACGUUUCCAUAUUUAUAAAGGAAGGAGGACGGCAAAUGCUAACUUGUCAACAGCUAAUAUCCUUACUUAAAGAUCCUUAAGUCAUAUAUUCCUAUUUUUGUUAGUGGCAGAGUUUAUUCUGUAAUUUCAAAUGACCAGAGGUGGGGAUUUUUUUUUUUUUAACAGAUGAUCUCGUUUACUGAAUGAUUAAGAGUAAAAUUAGCCACUGCGUGGCUUUGUGUAUAGUAACAGGUUUUGUUGCAUUAGUCAGUGGUUGAAACACCUGCAGUGGAAAGCAGAGCUUGGAGGAAGUAAAAAUGGGAGAUGUCUGAUAAGUUAAAAUGUUACUCUUACUAUAAGGUCAUUGUUCUGAAUGAGAUAAGACUAAGUAACGUAAUCCAUCUCAAUUUAGUGUUUUAAUGAAAAAGGAACCUAAUUGAUUUGAAAUUGGUCUCAGACAUGUCUACAAAUAUGGGUACUAUUUAUAUGCCCAUGUAUUUUCACACUUAAUAAAAAUAUUUAUGGUCAUAUCAGUA